CUCCCGUGUUGUCAAGGCUUCUCUCUUCCUUGACACGACUUGCACUUUCCACUUCGUGCGGAAAACGAUACGCCGCAGUGAGGCCCUUCUGCUAGAAGUGGCUACGGGGUCCUGCUCUCCUAUAGGUCGCCCUCUAUACCCACCACCGUCUAUAUACGGGACAGCAAGUGCAUAGUAACACUCGGUGGGAGAUCACCCUCAACAACGUCUCCCAUAAGGAAGCAUCACCAAUGAACACCUCCGACGUCUACGCCCGCCUAGACCCAUAUGCAUCCGCAACAGCUACGCUCAGGGGUGGGGACCCGUUGACCGAUGCUGCAUUACCGCGCUGGUCCGAGGAAUUCAAUGAGGAGUUGGAGUUUGAGGAGAAGGACGGGGCGAACGCUCCGCGUGAUCUUUGUGAGUUGCGGAGACAGAGGCUGAGAGGGUCCUUUUUUGGGGUGUGGACGGUAUAGCGUUAUGAGGACCCGCAACAUGCUCAUUCUGUUUUUUGUGUGUCUCGAUUGGGUAGUGUUCUUUGGAGCGGUGCAGUAUUUCGCCAGAGCCCUUGCAUCGCCUUUCGAAGUCGGGUUGAUCUUGAAGCAGGUUCAGUUCCUCCCCUCGGAUGCAUACCUCGACCGGUUCGGGGACAUCCGUGGGGCACAUCGCUACGAUUCGGGGAGCGGGACGGAUGCAGAGGCGGAGACGAAUGACGAUGACUCACAUUCGGACUCGGACAUCGACAUGGACGGCAUCAUCCCCUCCGAGGACUCACGGUCAUACGUAAACUCGGUCCUGGAUGUUCGGAAAGCCGCCGCGGCGGAUGCGUCGGGGUACCUGCUGACGACCUACGACGACGACGAGCCGACGCGGGCGCCGUACCAGCUGCCGCCGUUGGAAGGGAGCGUGUGGGAGACGAUUGGCGAGAUUGUGUGGAAGGAUGGGGAGGGGUUGCUUUCAUUAUGGAAAGGCCAAACUCCAACAUGGCUCGAGUCCAUCACCUACUCACUCCUCCGCCCCACCCUCUCAACCCACCUCACCACCCUCAUCCACUCCAUCGACCCACCCGACUUCACCGACUCCACCACUCUCCUCCUCCAUGACGCCCUCCCCCCUAUCGCCAGCACAGUCCUCACCCGCUUCCUCCUCCAACCCUUCUCCCUCAUCCGCACCCGCCUUAUCGUGCAGACCGCCCACCCCUACCACCGCAAAUACCGCGGCCCACUCCACUGCCUCUCCACUAUCAUUGCCGAGGAAGGCGCUUCCACUCUGCUGUUUGGAAAACACACCCUACCCUCGCUAUUAUCAGAAACGGUCUCCGCAACGCUGACUUGGGCCCUCGGCGUCGUGCGCGCAUCGGUGGCCGAGAUGCAGGAAGCGGGAGAGAGCACACCCUUCUCGGCCCUCGCGACGAUCGUAGGCCUCACUGCCCUAGAAUUGGCGAUAACCAUACCGCUGGAUACGAUCACGCACCGCCUGCAAUGCCAGAUCUCGACCCGGCGGCCACAGGAACGCGCGUUUGAAACCUGUGUGGAGCGGAGCCCGAUUCCGUAUACGGGGAUGCUGGAUUGUGCGGUUAGGAUUUUAACGGAGGAGGGGGGGCCGCGGUCGUCGGCCGCACACAUUAAAAAUGGGAGACGAAGACGGAAGGGGUCGAAACACCACCACGACGGAGCGCAUGCCAGACCGCGGCGGCGACGCUCAUCUGCGAAGAACAGCGACACUCAUCUCGCAACGACACCAACGACACUAACGACCCGCGUCAAGACCUGGUGGCGCUCCUGGGGCGUGCGUGGCCUGUACAGGGGGUUCCGGUUACGGCUCAUGUCGGCGGUGGUGAUGGCGGUGGCGGCGAGUUUGGAGCCGGGGUUGGAGGAGGAUGCUGUGCAGUUUUAAGUUUUGGGGAAAAACCAAGGAUUUUUAUGGUCCCCGUUCGCACGUCACCUGUCGUAGCGUAUAGACCACCAUCCUCACCAAAUCCCCACACUCAUUCACAUCAUCGAUUUUGCAUAACACCCACUCUCAGCACGCAUCAGCACAAGCACAGGUUUAGAUAGCCCCCCCCCCCCCCCCCUGCACCCCC
This is a messenger RNA of Fimicolochytrium jonesii, 2062 nucleotides long. Its product is annotated as mitochondrial carrier domain-containing protein. The transcript has 4 exons. The record is from RefSeq and is a predicted model, not a curated record. NCBI's taxonomy places the organism in Eukaryota, Fungi, Chytridiomycota, Chytridiomycetes, Spizellomycetales, Powellomycetaceae. The coding region runs from base 460 to 1875 and encodes 471 amino acids.